This is a messenger RNA of Erythranthe guttata (spotted monkey flower), 845 nucleotides long. Its product is annotated as Thioredoxin superfamily protein. NCBI's taxonomy places the organism in Eukaryota, Viridiplantae, Streptophyta, Magnoliopsida, Lamiales, Phrymaceae. The record is from RefSeq and is a predicted model, not a curated record.
UAGGAGUAAAAAAGUAAAUAAUUGAGCAAAUCAGCUGCCCUUGUUUUUUGGGGUUUUGAGGAUAAAGUGUUUGAUAUAUUGUUUUAACGCAGGUUUUGGCAAAAUUCGUUGUUCUUUGAGUUCAGCAGAAUGGAAGAUUCUUCGUUCCUCAAUAAGCUGAUGCUCGAUCUUCGUUCAACUUGCAAGUACUAUACUGGCUACCCAAAGGAUCUAGGACCGUCGAAAGUUAUUCAUUUCACCUCAGAACGUGAGUUCGUCCAGCUCCUUCACCAAGGUCAUCCUGUGGUUGUUGCAUUUACAAUCAAGUGUAACCUAACGAAACCUCUUGACAAAGUACUGGAGGAAGCUGCUGCAGAGUUCGAUCCACAUGUCAAAUUUUUGCGCGUUGAGUGCCCAAAGUACCCGGGGUUCUGUAUUACACGGCAGAAGACAGAAUAUCCAUUUAUAGAAAUGUUUCACAGCCCAGAACAGGCAACUAAUCAAGGAAAGGCUGUUGAUCCGAAUAUCACAAAAUACUCCGUCAGAGUUUUACCGUUCAACAACGAUCUCAGUCCUUAUGGAUUCAGAGAAUUUUUCAAGCACUAUGGAAUUCGAACGUCUGAUCGAAGUGAAUAAUAAUAUGUAGUAGGGGACACGUUUGGCAUUUUCUGAAAACAGAUGCAGUUUUGCAGCCAUUGAAUCACGUUUGAGUGAGUAGUAGUUACGAGUGCCUUCGGUUAUCGAUUUUUCAAGUUUGUGUUUGUUUUUCUUAUAACAGGUAAUAUGUUGAAGAAUGUAAUGACCAACUGUUUAAAAAAUAAUUCUGAAAUAUAUUGAAGCCAUUUAAUUAUAUUAAUUAUAUCGUU